This is a messenger RNA of Leptomonas pyrrhocoris, 4245 nucleotides long. RefSeq lists its product as hypothetical. The record is from RefSeq and is a predicted model, not a curated record. The coding region runs from base 253 to 4245 and encodes 1330 amino acids. The transcript has a single exon. Lineage: Eukaryota; Euglenozoa; Kinetoplastea; Trypanosomatida; Trypanosomatidae.
GAAGAAUUCGAGUUCGAUGCAGCGCAUGUUGCCUUUGGAAGAAAACUUCGCUUAUUCAACUUCCGACUCAUAAUAAUUUAAAACAGAGAAGGUCUCGUGAAGAGGGCCAGUUGAAGACGUCCUUCACUUGUUUUCUUUCCUCCUCCUCCGGCAUCGUCGCAGUGUCGAUUACAUAAACUUGACGAGGAACCAAGAGAGCCCAAAUAUCUUUAAAAAAGAAAAACCGCAAUUCUUUUUUUCUGGCGAGCCGCGAUGCGAUACAAUGUAGCGGUCACCGCACUGCUAAAGCGGAUCGAGCAGAACAGAAACGUCCUGACGAAGGAGUUGUCGCAGUCACUUUCUCGCAGUCUGGCUACAUCGGUAAUUGCGCAGUGCUAUAAUUUUUCAUUGAACUGGAAGAAUGAGGUUGCCGGCUCGAGAGCGGCUGACCGCGGCAGGGCUCAAUUGUGUGAAGCUGAUCCGCUCCGCGCCUUCCCCCAUUCGCGGUGGAGAAAUCUGGUGGACCACAUCCCGACGCUUUUGCUGUGCCUGCAGUUCACGUACGACUCCACGGCCUUGGUGAAUCGAAUCUCCCGCUCCCGUGACAAGCUGUUGACGGCGCUUCUGUACAACAUUCCUCGCCGUAACUGCUCCCUGCAGGUGUACGCGCUGUACCGCGCGCUGCUGAUGCACCUCCUCCCAUCAGAUCUGCGCAAUGCCACCUCCGCGCAUCUUUUCUGCACCUUCGUGACGCUCGCCGUAAUUCGAUCCAUCCACAAAGAAUCCGUUCGGUACGCUGAGUCUACGGCAUACCGAUACGUCUCCGACGGCACGUCGACGAUGCGGCAAAACCGCGACGUCGCCGAGGUCGUGGAUCACCUGCCAGACUGGCUGAAAGUACACUUCACGAUCCAAGAUGACGCGCCGCUGCUGAGGCGCCUCUGCGACGAGUUUCUUCGCCGGCUGCCCCCUGCUGGAGAGAGCUUUUCGAUGGACUACGUGAAAACGUUAGUGGAGGGUGAGUUACGCAGCAACGAAGUAGUCGCCGACACGACGCUGGCGUACGCGUUCAGCAGAGUCAUCGCGACCUCCUCGGUGCAUCGUGUCUCGCGGGAAGAGUUUGUCUUGUUCCUGCCAAAGCUUGUGACGACCGAGGUAAGGGAGGAAAGAACCCGCUCGUUGGAGCUUUCAUCGGAAAUGAACCAGUUUAGCCAACAGCCCUCGCACGUAAAGCGUCGUUACUUCUACGCAGAAGCCGGUGCGGUUGCCGUGACCAACGCGCUUUCCAACCUCUGUCUGCUGCGCCAUGUGGAGGAGGUGAUGGCAGCACGUCCGUUGAACCUUAACGAGUGGCUGUGCUUGAUGGCGGCGGCGACGGGGGAGAGGCAAUGGGCCGAUGUGGCACAACCAGCGCUUUUCAAAGCCCUCCGCAUGGCAGAGAAGCAGCGCCUCCAGCGGCUAGAAGACAGCAAAGGACGCAGCACAGCGAAAGACACUCUGUUCCCGCUCCUGUCCGAUAAGCAAUGGAUGUGGUUGCUUCGACACGCCAUUGGCAAUAUUGCCUAUAUGCGCUACGACCCCGACGCGCUGUGCCGCGUCGUUAACGUGUACAUGCCUGUGCUGAGCGAGUACGGGCGUGUGCUGCACCGCGACCCUGACAUGACAGUGGCGCAUUUAUUCGAACUGCACAACAUCCUACCAGCUUUCUGGAUUCUCACACGACUCUUUGGGGUUCUCGAUGAUAGGAAUAGAUGGUGGCGAAGAAAGCACUGGAACGACGUGGAGCGCCACGACGAAGAUACGGACGACGCAACUCCGUCAACGGUUACACCGCGCAUCCCCAAGGAGCUGAAGGAGGAGGAUGUGCUGAAAAUGGCAAUGACCAUCACAGACGCUGUGGAAAAGUGCCUCACCCGCUCCGGCGAUCUCACGCGCACCACGAUCUCACCGCCCGCCCCACCACUGCAAACGGAUGCGAGUGCGCCUGUUGCGCCAACACGCGGCUCCGGCUUUGCACGGACAGCGCACCCACCUCCGCGCACGCAGACACACAGACGUCCUCGUUGCGGACACACAGCUUCAAGGGAAAGCCACCACGCCGAGACUAGAAGGGGAGCCGCAUAUUUGCUUCUUGAAACUCAGUUUUCGUGUCUCAAUGUGAUUAUGGAGAACCGCGAAACGUCGCCGGAUCGCCUCCGGUAUGCAGUCGCAACCACCCUCCGCCUGUUGCCGAUUUCGAAUACGUUGUUUGAAACUCUACUGCAAAAUAUCAAGCGUGAGCUGCAAGAGCUCACUGAUCAAAAGCUCUUGUCCGACGACCACACCGUACAGUCCCGCUACGCAGACACGUCCAUACGCCUGCCACCUCGUCUCCUCCAAUUCUUAGACAUUUUCACACAUCAGAAGUUACACGUACUUCGCGCCAUCCGCAACCUAUCUCGGUCGACGUGUGAGUCGGCCCUCUCAGUGGAGGAGCGUGCCACAGUCGUUCUACACUUCACGGACGUGGUGAACUCGGUCACUUCGUUUUUGCUUGUGCUGAAGGACAUGCGGAACGUAAAUUUCCGCGCAGAGAAUCUUGUUCAUAAUGUAUCCAAGUGCUACGCCAUCAUUGUGAUGCCCGCUGUAGAGAAGGACAAUGCCUACCAUGGCUUUCUCGAGAACAGGCAGGCGGUGCAGCGGCUAUCGUGCGUUUGCUUGGAGACCGUCAACCACAUCUGGUCGUCAUCAUUUUCCGCCUUCACCACCUCGGGCAGGCGCGACAUGCCCGCUGUAGGAGCUCGUGUGGUGCAUCAGGAGGCGCAGGUCGACACGGUGCGACUGGCGUUCAAAGCGAUGGGCCUCGGUGGACUCUGCGGCCUCACCUCUGAGGAACUCCCUCACCUCGUGCCUACGCUGCACCGCAUGUUUGACACACUGACUGAGUGCUCGAAGCAGCGGCGCGACAGCAGCAGCGAUUACAGUGCCAAAGUCGUCCCUCGCGGUAAUCAGAUCUUGUGCUUGUGUUGUUCUUCGCUGUACCGUCUAUGCUCCCUCGGUGUGUACGAUGAGGGCUGCUUCGCUGCCGCCACCGAAGCACUGCGCCGUUGCGGGGAGGAGGAGAACAUCAAGAUGAUGUCCACCUACGAGCGCAAUCGAUGCUUAAUGGACGCCGUACACUCCUUUCGCAUCUUGUCCCAACGCUCCACCACAUCCCGGGACGUUCGUCAGCUCAUGCAGCAGCUUCUCGUCGUCUCGGCCCGCAUGGCGGCGGGGCGGUUGGCGUUUGCGGAAAUGGUGAAACCGGACCGCGGCCACGAUACGAGCGAUGCGGAAGUAUGCGCACUGUCUGGGCAGGCUGUUCUUAUGUGGCAGCUGGCCAGCAUGGCCGUCGUCAGCACUACCCCCAGUCCAGUCGUGGACAAGAGCAUCAACGCCCUGAUGCAAUUCGUGAAGCGGCACCUUGGCAUCCCAGUUUGCGCCGGCUACACCCCACCCCUCGAAGCGUCCACCACUGCCACACAGCUCGAUUACCACGAGCAGGCACUCCGCACCACGCAGUUAAAGGCGUACACGAUGGUGAUGUUGUCUCCGCCGCGGACGCCGUUGGAGGUGGCGCAGGUUUCCAACACGAUCAUACGCAACAUCGUGUCGAGCAACAAGAGAACGUAUCGCCGCGUCCUAGCUGAGAUGGGCAGCGGAGCGACCGCGGCACACCGGCAGCGGUGGCAGACGCACAUGGACGUCUUUUCAACGUUGGUGCAGCGCUUCAAAGGGUUGAUUGCGCCGACAUUGUGGCACCGCAUCGUCCGCGAGUGCCUCGUCGUCCACGACGUUCUCACCGUUGUGAAGCUGUUCACACCAUUGAUGCAAGACACACUGGUGCUCGCGAUCGAUCAGCUUCUUCUCUACAGCGAGGCGCACGACAACACCGGCACGUGGGGAGAUGAUGGCAUUGGCGAGGCGGGCGGAGAAGCUGGUGGAUUGGGCCGAGUUUAUCCGGUGCUCUACGAGGCGGCAAAGACGCAGCUGAUUGUGUACCACCGCGCCGCGCGGCUCCUGGCUUUUCACGAGCACAUCAAGAACAUGCAUCGCCGUGUCUACCUUGUCGAGUUGAUGGACCGUCUUGCUCAGGAGGCGGCGGAACUUGAGCGGCGCAACGAGGUGCCGCUGUUCACGAAGAGUUUCUCAGCAGCCACGACAGACGGACAACAUGAGGCGAUGACGUCAGUUGUGCAGUCUGGUCGCUCCUACGUCCUCAGCGCAUUCCGCAAAAUGCACGUGUAA